CACGCCGCGCCCACCCGACGCGCGGUCUAAGUUGGUGGCGCAUCAGUGACGCGUUGUUGCGCGUCGCUCUCUGUGGCGAGAGGCAUUUCUGCUGUGCACUUGUGCCGGAGCGGAGCCGCAAAGUAGUUGUCAAAAUGGCGGCGUGUGAAGGCGGCUCCGCGAGCGUGAAUCCGAAUAGCGAGGUGGUGCGCGGACAAACGUUCGAGGUCGGACCACGCUACACGAGUUUGUCAUAUAUGGGCGAGGGCGCAUACGGCAUGGUUGUAUCUGCCUACGAUAAUGUAACCAAAACGAAAGUAGCUAUUAAAAAAAUUUCUCCGUUCGAGCAUCAAACGUAUAGUCAGAGGACUCUAAGAGAAAUAAAAAUUCUUACGAGGUUUAAGCAUGAAAAUAUAAUAGAUAUAAGGGAUAUAUUAAGAGCACCCACAAUAGAGCAAAUGAAAGAUGUGUAUAUUGUUCAGUGUCUGAUGGAAACCGAUCUCUAUAAAUUACUGAAGACACAAGCCAUUAGUAACGACCACAUAUGUUAUUUUCUGUACCAAAUAUUGCGGGGGCUGAAGUAUAUACACUCGGCGAACGUGUUACACAGAGACCUGAAGCCGAGCAAUCUGCUGUUGAAUACCACCUGUGACCUUAAAAUCUGCGACUUCGGUUUAGCGAGGGUCGCGGACCCGGAGCACAAUCACGCGGGCUUUCUCACGGAGUACGUGGCCACGAGAUGGUACAGAGCUCCGGAAAUUAUGCUUAAUUCUAAGGGCUACACCAAGUCCAUAGAUAUCUGGUCGGUCGGCUGCAUCCUGGCGGAGAUGCUCUCGAGACGAGCGAUAUUCCCCGGCAAACACUACCUCGAUCAGUUAAAUCACAUUCUCGGCGUCCUCGGAUCGCCCUCGCAGGAGGACCUCGAGUGCAUCAUAAAUGAAAAAGCCCGCAAUUACCUUCAGUCCCUGCCGUACAAACCAAAGGUACCGUGGACGAGUCUGUUCCCCGAUGCGGAUCCGAGAGCCCUGGAUCUCCUGGAUAAAAUGUUGACGUUCAAUCCUAACAGACGCAUCGUCGUGGAAGAUGCCCUGGCGCAUCCUUAUUUGGAGCAGUAUUACGAUCCUGCCGAUGAGCCUGUGGCAGAGGAGCCGUUUAAGUUUGACAUGGAACUGGAUGAUCUCCCGAAGGAAGUAUUAAAACAGUACAUUUUCGAAGAGACGCUGUUGUUCCAGAAAACUCGUCAGGAAAACGCUAUGUAGUCGAUCGGCGCAUCAGUGCCGGACUCGCGAUAGCGGAUAAGAGAUGGGGAAGGAAGGGGAAGGAGGAGGCGACGAGCAGAACAGCGGGAUAUUGGCGUGAAGGAAACGUGCUUUUUAGCGAUCAUUCGCCGCUUCAUCGCCGACGCUCUAAUUCACCGACGAAACAUAAAAAAAAAAAAGUACUAGGAUACCGACGACAGAUUUAGUCCAGCGAUUCAACGAACGAUUAAUCGGACCGGUUAAUCGGGUGAGUGAAGUAACCUAACCGCAGUGUCCGCGCAUACGCUUGUACAUUCGCAUGUCCUUACGGGAAGAAAGAAAAUAUAGUGAUUCUUAUGUUAUACCGAAUGUAGCAUAAUAUCAAUUGGUACAAUAUCUCUUUAUUUAUCAUCGUCGUACCGUACCGUACCGUCUGUCUGUGAUUUAAUUGUGAAUUGCGUGCGUGACGAGACGUAAACACGCGACGUGUUCUUGUCUCUUUCUUUCAUCGCUCCUCUAAUUCCAAUUAUUCCAAGUUUACCAAGAACCAAAUUACGUUUAUAGAAUUGUAGCCGCGCGAUCGAGGCGACAUUCGCAUUCGACUCGUUACGGCCGCAACGUCUCCCUCUUUGAGAUAUCGGAAUUCUAUUCCAGUCGUUUACUCCACGAGAUCAUCGCGGAUGCUCAUUUCGGCGUUCGCGCAAUUCAUUUCAAGUACGAUACUUUUUCGUCUCGUGCGUGUACGUGUGUGAGUGUGCGUGCGUGCGGGUGUGACAGAGAAUUCCUUUUUGGUAUUUAAUCUGUCCGUGAUAGUCAACCGUUUGUAGCGAAUAUGCGACGUUCAAGCGCCACAGUGUAUUCGGCGCAUUCUAUCAGGAUAAUAGAAUAUAAUUUAUGUUGAAGAGAGAGAGAGAGAGAGAGAGAGGGAGAAUCGUGAUCCCUCGAGCGUAACAGUGGCGACGGUGACCGACUAAUAUGAAAUGUGAGCCAAGUGACGAGUCGCGUUAACACGUAGAAAAAGGGUCUCGAGUUAGUAUUUCUGCCAUGGGAGAUCUUUACAAAACUCUUACGUAGUAUAUGAAUCUGAUCAAUCCUAUACAGCCUUCCGGUGACACAGUCUAAUAUCCACCCGUGUUAAUGUCAAUUGGUGGAACCAUUUGAAAUCGAAUCCUCUAAUUGAUUCCACACUCGGCCUUACCGAACUCACAAACAACUCCCUCGCGAUCUUGCUCUCGCGCGAGCUGCGAGAUCACAAGCGGGGGAGAUUAAAAGGGAAGAUGGAGGAAAAAAAAUUUGCUGAAAUUACGGGGCGAACUGUUGAUUUCCUCUUAAUAACUGUUACCGAUCUUCACGUUCUUCGAUGCAUCCAAUAAAUUAAUAAUUAAAGAGAAAUUCGUUGUUUGUAAGAUUCUUAUCUAGAUUUAAGAUCGCAUUUCUAGCAAUUACGGAUUCUCGUUGAAGGUGAUUCGCGCGUUCGCUCCGACGUUCUUCGUCCUUUCUCCUGAGCGGAAGGGGGAGCGCCGGAGAGAUACGACGGCGAAUGAUAUUUUGUCGUUACUAUAAUGUCAUGAUUUCAAUAUCUGUCGUUUUAAUAUAUCUAUCUUCCUUCAACGUUUAAAUCCAUUAUUAUGCGCAUUCGACAUGGCGAAUUUGUCGUGGACGAAGGGGGUAGAGGAAUAGUCUCUCGCGGUUUACACUUUUCUCGCGCGCGCGACAAGCCUUGAUUAUAACGCGCACAAAUUAACGCGGGCGGCAAGAUAGUAGUUUCGACCACUUCGCAAAUUGUAUACGCGUAAUCGCGGCGGGAAAAAUUAAAUUACUAGUUCGUAUAACGAUGACAAUCCUUCGUAGCGACGGAAACUGAAUUAGAUCAAAUUAUAGCCGCGCUAGACGAUUCUGGGGAAUGGGAAAUCCGUUGUGAACGCCUUCCGCUAUGUGUGUAACUCGAAAUCAAAUGAUAAAUGUGCUACCUUUCCUCCUGCGAUCCACGGGCGUGGAUGGAUCGCCGCCUUCGCCGUCAUAUAUUCGACGUAACGAGUACAAAGUAUUACUUUCGACGACAUAUAUGUAUUAUGUUUCUCUGUUUCUUAUACGAUCUUCCUCGACUAGUUAAGAUUAAAUCGAAUUUUAAUUGUCAGCAUCUUGUGAUUUCUCGAAACUUCGGACAGCGUACUGUGCGUUCCUUUACGACCUCUUGCGAAUUUGAUUCAUCUACGACAGAGAACCACUUGGCAAAUUCAUGACGAUGUAGCUUGCACAAAUUAUUACUUUCUUCUUUGCUCAAAAAUGUUGAAGUGGGAAAAGAAGUCUUUCGUGACUCGAUAUCAUUAUUGCGCAAGAUGAAUUAAGUAAGACGCGCGUUAUGCAACGGAUGGUCUUCGUGUCGGGCUCUCUCUUAGAGAGUGCUCUCAUCUGAGGCCUUUUUAAAAUAACGCUCUCCUACCGCCGAUCGUGGGAAGGCGACGAUAGAGAGAAUCGUGCGCUCAGCGAAAUUGUAAGCCGACGAGAAGUCGAAGCUCUCGCUUGUCGAUGGUGAUUGGAUAUGUAACUGCAUACAAAUUGUGAUACAAGUGGGCGGAAGAGAGUGUAAAAGGGAAAAUUUGGGAAAAUUCGCUUAAGUGGCGAAACGUGGAAUGUUAAACUGCGCGUUAAACCGUGUCGAUGAGAAUCAAUCAUCGAUAUUAUCAGGCCUAGUAUACUUAAAGUUACGUACGUGUACUUGUUGUUGUUACACCGAUUCUUAUAUAUCCGACCAUUUACGGAAAUAUUUCGUCUGUCGAUUUUCAAUGUUAUUAUCGACGAUUAUAUCAUUGAGGUAGGAAGGAAGGGUAAAAAAGAAAAGAUGAAUGCAGCAGGAUGAGGUGGAGGAUUUACGCGCCGUUUUCUCGGAUAGGUAGAGCGACAAUUGUUAGUCCUCUGACGAGUGAUUGAUUAAAAUCCCUAGCGUUUUUACGUAGAAUAGAAUUGAAAAAAUAAAGAACAAAACUCUUUUGAGGAGAAACGCGCGAGCGCCUGUUAAACGACGGGCAAGAUCGGCAUUUUUCACACGUGCGCGCCAAAAUAUGUGCGGAAAUAUUGCGCGGAAAGUCAUCGCGAGAGGACCUAUUUAUAUUCGUCGCAACCAGCUCCGCUUUAAAAGAUAAAUUUGGGACGAUAAAUGUGUGCGAAAGCAGAAACGAUUCAAUUAGCGGCUCUCUUAUAGCUCUUCGAUGAAUCAACGAACCGGAAUUUCAUCUUCAAGAUGUUUCUCUCGACUCGGUUCUCCGUCCUUUUAGUUUUGGUCCUACGCGAGAUCAUGUUGAUCCUUCGGCGAAUCGUGAAAGAUAUCGUCUUGUCCGUUCAAUCGUGUCAUUGUGAAUCAUUGAUAGUUUUUCCGUCGUCGAAGCUACAUUCAUAGCGUUGAGAAAAAAAAAAGAAAACCGACUAGAGAUGCAUUUAACACGAUCGGCAUAGUCGAAACCGCAACUGUCACUCGUGAGAGUUGCGAAGAAGUAUUUUGUCGCGUAGAACACAUCGUCACACACACGCUCGAUGAAAUUCGAACGAGUUUAGUAUACUUAUACUGCGAAUUUCUUUGCAUUUUUUUCCGACCCAAUUUCAUGGAAGAUGAAGCAACGCCGAGAACACGAAUAAAACAAACGAAGACUAUCAAAAGAAAACAAGUAGUAUCUAAUGAAUCAUUAGGCCGCAAUUUUAUUGUGCGCGAAAAGAUAAUUUAACGAUAUAUGCGUAAAGUCAAAAUAUAAGUUUUCGAUGCUGUUUAUUAAGUUAUGGAAUCAUAGAUAUUGCUGUGAAAGGAUGCAGUAAGACUUAGACAGUCGCAAAAGCGAUAAAUUGAUCAUUUGUUGUUGGAGCGUACAACUGCUCCGACUUUCCACGACGGGGAUUGCUUUGGACUUUUCGGAAGUGUAAAAUCGAGAAACGAGAAAGAUCGCAAAUUGGAACCUAUGAAUGUAGCUAAGCAGCUAUUUGAGAAAUAAAUGUACUUACUGUGUUCUUUA
Molecule: messenger RNA, 5218 nt
Organism: Linepithema humile (Argentine ant)
Lineage: Eukaryota; Metazoa; Arthropoda; Insecta; Hymenoptera; Formicidae
Gene: rl
Product: Mitogen-activated protein kinase rl
Biological process (GO): protein phosphorylation; intracellular signal transduction
Cellular component (GO): nucleus; cytoplasm
Molecular function (GO): ATP binding; MAP kinase activity
Source: RefSeq, a predicted model, not a curated record